CGUGGCGGGGCCUUAACCUCUGCUGCGCCGAGGCCGCUGGUCGGUGUCGCCGCCGCCGGGCUCGCCAUCAUGGAUCCUCUGUUGGAAGCAAAUGGCACCUUUGCCUUAAACCUUUUGAAAACACUGGGUGAAGACAGCUCGAAAAAUGUAUUUUUCUCACCCCUGAGCAUCUCCUCAGCUCUGGCCAUGGUCUUCAUGGGGGCAAAGGGAACCACCGCAAGCCAGAUGGCUGAGGUGCUUUCUUUGAAUAAAUGCAGCAGCAGUGGAGGUGGAGAUGUCCACCAGGGCUUCCAGUCACUUCUCAGCGAAGUGAACAAGACUGGCACGCAGUACUUGCUCAGAACAGCUAAUGGGCUCUUUGCGGAAAAGUGUUUUGAUAUUCUAACAUCUUUUAAAGAUUGCUGCUGCAAAUUCUACCAAGCAGAGAUGGAAGAGCUGGACUUUAUUGGAGCUUCAGAGCAGGCCCGAAAAUACAUAAACACCUGGGUUGCCAAAAAAACAGAAGGUGAGAAUAGAACUAUUCUGUUUUAUUUGUUUACUUGUCUGGCUUUGGGACCUGGACCCCUGGCCUCCAGCCUUCUGGGUCCUGACUUGAUGACAUCAGUGAGAGACACUAUGGCAUACCCUGCCCUGCAGAAUCCCAUUGGGAAUGAGGAGAAACCUGUGCAAAUGAUGUUUAAGAGGUCGACUUUUAAGACAACCUAUAUAGGAGAGAUAUUUACCAGGAUUCUGUGGCUUCCCUAUGUGGGCAAUGAGCUGAACAUGGUUAUCCUGCUUCCGGAUGAGCACAUGGACUUGAGAACGGUGGAAAAGGAACUAACUUACGAGAAUUUCAUGGAGUGGACCAGACUGGACAAGAUGGACGAAAAAGAAUUGAAGGUUUUCCUGCCUCGGUUUAAACUGGAGGAGAAUUAUGACAUGAAAGAUGUCCUUUGUGGUCUAGGCAUGACUGAAGCCUUUGAUCAGGCCAGAGCAGACUUUUCUGGAAUAUCAUCCAAGGAAGGCUUGUCUCUGUCCAAGGUUGUACACAAGGCCUUUGUGGAGGUCAAUGAGGAGGGCACAGAGGCUGCGGCUGCCACAGCUGCCACGGUGAUGUUUAAACGUACGUCCACCUACUUCUGUGCCGACCACCCCUUCCUUUUCUUAAUCCAGCACAAGACCAAUGGGAUUCUGUUCUGUGGCCGGUUCUCCUCUCCCUGAGGGAAGGGUUGUGUGUGUCAGCCCACUGCCUUUUGCCCACCCUUCCUUCCACUCUCCAUGAUUUAUCUGUGAACCAAUAAAUGCAACAACAAUUA
Nannospalax galili (Upper Galilee mountains blind mole rat) is the source of this 1295-nucleotide messenger RNA. It is a transcript of the gene Serpinb6, whose product is annotated as serpin family B member 6. The transcript has 7 exons. Gene Ontology annotation, biological process: negative regulation of endopeptidase activity. Gene Ontology annotation, molecular function: serine-type endopeptidase inhibitor activity. NCBI's taxonomy places the organism in Eukaryota, Metazoa, Chordata, Mammalia, Rodentia, Spalacidae. Bases 70 to 1200 code for a protein of 376 amino acids. Gene Ontology annotation, cellular component: cytoplasm. The record is from RefSeq and is a predicted model, not a curated record.